ACCGUUCUAUGCCAAACCUUCACGUACAGUAAGGGAUGGACCAACGGGAAGAGAUCCGAGUUCCCGAGCUCGUUGGGUGUCUCCAAUCCAGGGGACGAACACUUCACCAACGGCGAACUGAGAAGGCUAAGGAUGCUGGUGUACGGGAACGUCGAUGAACAAGUAAGCUUUAAAACGGUGCCACCUAAGAUUUGUAAGUCGGAGCGUGGACCUGAAGUGCAUCGGCGUUUACGCCGAUUGCCCUCUCUUUUUUCUACGUCCAUUAGGAAAAAGGAAGGCAAUAAAACGUCGAUACACAUCAAGCCCGGAAUUACAAAUCUUAAACAGCUACACUGCUUUAAAACGAUAAUGGAAAAGCAAUGUACGCAGUAACAUUUUUACUAACAAAAGUUAGUUUUAACUUUGAUAUUAAUUGCAGAGAAUUGUUGUUGCAAGGCAAACAAUUGUCAUUUAAACAAAUC
Molecule: messenger RNA, 461 nt
Organism: Wasmannia auropunctata (little fire ant)
Lineage: Eukaryota; Metazoa; Arthropoda; Insecta; Hymenoptera; Formicidae
Exons: 1
Biological process (GO): positive regulation of heart contraction
Molecular function (GO): corazonin receptor binding
Source: RefSeq, a predicted model, not a curated record